CAACGCGUAGAAAUAUCUUCCAAGAGAUUGUGUCUCGAUUCAUUGGAUUUUCUUCGCGUGUGGUUCCCGUCUUCUUCCGUCUUCUUCCCGGUAAGUUCUUCAAUUACCCCUGAUUCAGUCGAGGUCAGAUCGGAUCCGCCAAAAGAAGCACGGAAAUUUCAUGUUCUAGGGUUUUCGGUUUGAUUGUCUUCGUGUAUUUUUAUUGUCGUCGCUUUGGUUGAUUGCCCUAUCUGAAAUCUACGGUGUAACCUUUGUUUUGCUCCUCCUGUUUGUUGAUUUUUUAUAAUUGUCUGCCUAUUUAGGGUUUGUAUUUUUGCGGAACCCUAGAAAAGGAAAAGUAAUUGGCUAUUUGUUUUGUUCUUUUGUUCUUGGAGAUUUUGUUUGGUAUCUUUAUAGAUUUUGUUUAAUUGAGAAGAGUUGUGUGGUUCUUGAUUGAUAUGGCGGCAGGACGAGUUGAUGUUCGGAGGAGAAUUGAUGUUGAGAAAGUGAAUCGGUGCUAUGGUCGUGCUAAUUCCGUUAAGAAUGGAUACGAUUGCCCAUCUGAUCGGAAGAUUUCGGCUUCCCUUCAUAAGAGUAAGUUUGAAUUGGGUCGUAGGCGAUGUUGGUUAGACAAUGAUGUGAAAGUUAAAAAGGAUGAUGAAGUGCAUCAGAAAAAGAGGAAGUUUUCCCCAGUUAUAUGGAACCUAGAAGAUGAAGACAGGAGAGCUUUAUCCAAGUCCGGAGAUAUAGGAAGAACUACCACUCUGUCAUGUCUACCUUCACCUUUGAAGUUGUCAAAUACUGUUUCCAAUCAGGACGAUAAGCAGCUGCCCUUCUCUGUUGAUCUUAUCAAAGAAGAGCAUUUGUUGCUACCCAAGUCUCCGGUGUCAAAUAUGAGUGUUGUUUUAUCUCCUUCACUGUCUGGCCAGCAAUGGAAGGAUGAUGAACAAGAAAAAGGUUUGAUGGGAAAAGAUGACUUUCAAGCUCCCAACAUAUUUACAUCACGAUGGGCUUCCGAUAGUGAUGAUGAAGAUGGAUCUCUCACUGAGGAAAAGUUAAAGAGGAGUUCGAGUCUUGAGAGUGGUGAGCUUGAAAGAGAGGAAUUGGAUGGAGACGGGGUUCGGUCUGAUGAAAGAAGCAGCACUGAACUGUCUGCUUGCAAGGGUGAAGAUAAGGAGUGUAACUUGAACUCUGAAGGCAUGGACAUUGAUGACUGGCAUGAAGAAGAUGCUAUUGUUGAUCAAUCAGAUUUAGAUGUUGAGGAGUCUGUAGGAAGUGGGAUGAACAUGCUUCUUGGUUGCAGAAGUGUUUAUGAAUAUGAAAAACUGAAAAAAAUAAGUGAAGGUACCUACGGGAUUGUCUAUAGAGCUAAGGAUAAGAAGACCGGAGAAAUUGUGGCCCUGAAGAAGGUAAAAAUUCUUGGUGGAAGGGAGUUAGAAGAAUAUGGUUUCCCUGUGACAUCACUGAGAGAAAUUAACAUUCUUGCAUCUUUUCAUCACCCUUCGAUUGUUGAAGUUAAAGAAGUUGUCGUAGAUGACCAUGACAAUGUUUACAUGGUUAUGGAGUACAUGGAGCAUGACUUGAAGUGGCUAAUGGACUCGAUGAAGCAGCGUUUCAGUACAAGUGAUGUUAAAAGCUUGAUGUUUCAGCUACUGGAGGGUGUGAAAUAUCUUCAUGAUAAUUGGGUGCUACAUAGGGAUUUGAAAACAUCCAAUCUUCUGUUGAACAACCAAGGUGAACUCAAAAUAUGUGACUUUGGUAUGGCGCGACUGUAUGGGAGCCCUCUUAAGCCAUAUACCACCAAGGUGGUUACCCAAUGGUAUAGAGCUCCUGAACUUUUACUUGGAGCAAAGAAGUAUUCCAAAGCUGUGGACAUGUGGUCUGUUGGUUGUAUAAUGGCUGAAUUGUUAGCUAAGGAUCCUUUGUUCAAAGGGACAAGUGAAAUUGAUCAGCUCCGCAAGAUCUUUGAUACUCUUGGUGUUCCUAAUGAGAAGAUUUGGCCUGGGUUUUCUGAAUUACCAGGUACCAAGGCAAAUUACUCUAAGCAACGGUAUAACUUGUUGCGAAAAAAGUUCCCUGCAGCAUCUUUCACAGGAUCUGGUGUCCUUUCUGAUGCAGGAUUUGACCUGCUAAGCAGGCUUCUUACAUAUGAUCCUGAGAAGAGAAUAACAGCAAGUGAUGCUCUUAAUUAUGAUUGGUUCCGGGAGCUUCCUCUCGCUAAAUCUAAAGAGUUUUUCCCUACUUUCCCACCAAAAGUGUGAAUGUGAUGAUCCCCUGGCCUGAUUGGUGAAAAGCUUGACACAACCAAAAUAUUAACCGUGCUAUGCAUGAAGGAUCCGAAUCUGGUGUAGCAGCGGUGAUUGACAAAAAUACGAGAUGCAUGGUUUGGUAGCAAAUUACUGGGGAAGAAACUGAUAUCAUCUUUUGGCGGCUCAUAUAGCCUUAAUGAGUCGCACUGGUAUUUGGAAGGAUACAACGUUGGUGUUUACUGUUUAUGGGCAGCAAGUUCUGCACACAUAGGUUGAUCAUUUUAUAACUUGUGAGAUUUCUUUCCAUAUGUUUCUUUGGUUUCCUCUGUGUUGUUUUCUUGUUUGUUUGGAAGUGUUGCAGAGGGGGUUGAAAGCCUGCAAACAACAUAUGUUUCUUUGGUUUCCUCUGUUGUUUUCUUCUUUGUUUGGAAGUGCAGCAGCAUUUAAGGGGGUUGAAAGCGUGCAAACAAUUAUUUCGUAUGCAAGUAAGGCAUUGUUUGCUUGACUUAACUUCUCCCCUAAGAAUCGACCAACCAUUCUCAGCUUAUAUAUUAACUAUUACGCUGACAGACGAAGUUUCUUGAUUAGCAAGCUGCAGAUGGUACGGUUGGAGGGAAAAAGGAUAAUAUAACCAAGGAUAUUAUUAAACGAGGCUUGCUGUUCGUUAUACUAUGCCCUUCCUGUUUUCAAUGCUUUAUUUCUUAACAUUUUAUUUAGGAUGAAUGAAUGUUCUUGCAGUCUAGUGAUUGCAGCGCCUUCUUCAAUAUGGGUAGGUGAUAUAAAAUUUCAUCUUUCAUGAGGUAGUUGAAUGUAUUACAAUCCUUUAAAAGAAAUCACUAUUUGAAUGUGGACAGUUUCUUUCUUCUGGA
Hibiscus syriacus is the source of this 3097-nucleotide messenger RNA. RefSeq names its product cyclin-dependent kinase G-2-like. The transcript has 7 exons. Gene Ontology annotation, molecular function: ATP binding; cyclin-dependent protein serine/threonine kinase activity. The record is from RefSeq and is a predicted model, not a curated record. Gene Ontology annotation, cellular component: nucleus. Lineage: Eukaryota; Viridiplantae; Streptophyta; Magnoliopsida; Malvales; Malvaceae. The coding region runs from base 438 to 2240 and encodes 600 amino acids. Gene Ontology annotation, biological process: regulation of mitotic cell cycle; protein phosphorylation.